AUGUCUUACAACCGUACUUGCUUCAACUGCGGCCAGCCCGGCCACAACGCCGCUGCCUGCCCCACCGCCGGCAACCCCUCUUGCUACAACUGUGGCCAGCAGGGUCACAUCUCCUCCCAGUGCGGCAUGGAGGCCCAGCCCAAGACUUGCUACAAGUGCAACGAGACCGGCCACAUUAGCCGUGACUGCCCCUCCAACCCUGCCCCCGCUGCUGGUGGCCCCGGUGGCGAGUGCUACAAGUGCGGCCAGCACGGCCACAUCGCCCGUGCCUGCCCCACUGCCGGCGGCAGCACCCGUGGCGGUUUCGGCGGUGCCGCUCGUGGCGGCCGAAGCUGCUACAACUGCGGCGGUGUCGGUCACCUUUCCCGCGACUGCACCUCGGCCCCCGGCGCUGGUGCCGGCGCUGGCGGUCAGCGCUGCUACAACUGCAACGAGUCCGGCCACAUCAGCCGCGAGUGCCCCAAGCCUCAGACCAAGAGCUGUUACCGCUGCGGUGAGGAGGGCCACAUCUCGUCGGCCUGCCCCCAGGUUGCUGCUUAA
Kalmanozyma brasiliensis GHG001 is the source of this 540-nucleotide messenger RNA. Its product is annotated as Zinc finger, CCHC-type. The coding region runs from base 1 to 540 and encodes 179 amino acids. Gene Ontology annotation, molecular function: zinc ion binding; single-stranded RNA binding; mRNA binding. The transcript has 5 exons. NCBI's taxonomy places the organism in Eukaryota, Fungi, Basidiomycota, Ustilaginomycetes, Ustilaginales. Gene Ontology annotation, cellular component: cytoplasm. Gene Ontology annotation, biological process: positive regulation of cytoplasmic translation. The record is from RefSeq and is a predicted model, not a curated record.